AUAUCAUAUCCUAUAAGAAAUUAUAGUCCAUUUUUUUUAUUAUUAAUAAUUAUAGUCCAUAAUUUUUAUUAUUAAAUUCAAAUAAUCACCAAUUCAUAAUAAUCAAUAAAUAAUAAUCAAAAUUCAUAAUAAUCACCAAUGGGAAGCCUGCAUUCGAAGGAUAUACGUAAUGGAGUCCAAAGUUGCAAAAUGAGUAAAAUUAACAAAUACAACAGUUUAUCGAAAGAUGUUCGAUCAAAUAAGAGUUUUUUCCAUCAAUCGAGUUAUUUAUGUUAUGCUAUUGGAGACCUUGAUGCCAAACAUAAUCAGUUGAAUGACAGACUCCAAAGCAGUACUCAUUUAGUCUGUGACAAUAAUUCUUCGACGAUGUCGAGUGUUCAAAGGGAUCAACUUGGUCAACGGGGACAUGGCGAUGCUAUGUGUUCUAAUUUACUUCGCGGUCUUGAUCAUCUAAAAAAUCCUCGAUUGAAUAAGGGAAUGGCCUUUUCUCUUCAAGAGAGACAAAUAUUAGGUAUUCAUGGUCUUCUUCCAGCAGCUGUGAAAAGUCAGGAUGAACAACUAGAACUCUGCCGUUUAAAUCUGGAUCGUUAUGAUAAUGAUUUAUCAAAAUAUAUAUAUCUCAUAGGAUUAUUAGAUAGAAAUGAAAAGCUUUUUUAUCGUUUAUUGGAACAGAAUGUAGAGAAAAUGAUGCCUUUGGUGUAUACACCUACAGUAGGUUUAGCAUGUCAGAAAUUUGGUCUGGUUUACAGAAGACCACGUGGUCUUUUUAUAUCUAUACACGAUAAGGGUUAUGUUUAUGACAUUUUGAAUAAUUGGCCUGAACAUGAUGUAAGGGCCAUUGUUGUUACUGAUGGUGAAAGAAUAUUGGGAUUGGGUGACUUAGGAGCAUAUGGAAUGGGAAUACCAAUUGGAAAACUAUCUUUAUAUACUGCUUUGGCUGGAAUUAAACCUCAUCAAUGUUUACCAAUUACUUUAGAUGUUGGUACAAAUACUCAGUCAUUACUUGAUGAUCCUCUCUAUAUUGGCCAUAGGCAUAAGCGUAUUACUGGUAAAGAAUAUGAUGAUUUUCUGGACGAAUUUAUGGAAGCUAUCAUUAAAAGAUAUGGACAGAAUACUUUAAUUCAGUUUGAAGAUUUUGGAAAUGCUAAUGCAUUCAGAUUACUUAAUAAAUAUCGUGAUUAUUACUGCACUUUCAAUGAUGAUAUCCAAGGAACUGCUUCAGUUGCUGUAGCUGGUUUACUGGCAUCUCUUCGUGUUACGAAUACAAAGUUAUCAGAAAAUACAAUUGUCUUUCAAGGUGCUGGAGAGGCUUCAUUAGGUAUUGCAUGGUUAUGUGUUAUGGCAAUGCAAAAAGAAGGUAUUAGUAUAGAAGAAGCCAAAAGUAAGAUCUGGAUGGUUGACUCAAAAGGAUUAAUUGUUAAAAAUCGCAUAAGUGGUGGAUUAACAGAGCAUAAAUUACAUUUUGCUCGAGAUGAUAAGCAUAUAGAUUCUUUAUUAGAAGUUGUCAAAUAUGCAAAACCUACAGUACUUAUUGGUGCUGCAGCAGUUGGUGGUGCUUUUACCACAGAAAUAUUAGAAGAAAUGGCAAAUAACAAUGAAAAACCUAUAAUAUUUGCUCUCAGUAAUCCCACAAGCAAAGCAGAAUGUACUGCUGAACAAGCAUAUAUUGCUACAAAGGGAAGAUGUAUAUUUGCUAGUGGAUCACCAUUCGCACCAGUAACAUAUGAUGGUAAAACUUUUUAUCCUGGCCAGGGAAAUAACAGUUAUAUUUUCCCUGGUGUUGCAUUGGGUGUGAUAUGCUCUGGUAUGCGCAUCAUUCCUGAAAAUACAUUCCUUAUUGCUGCAAAAUCAUUGGCCAAUAUGGUUUCUAAUGAAGAUUUAGAAAAAGGAAAUCUGUAUCCACCAUUGCAAGAUAUUCAAAAAUGUUCAUUAACGAUAGCUGUUGAUGUGAUGAAAUAUGGUUAUGAAAAUGAUAUUGCUACAGUUCAUCCUCAGCCCAAAGACUAUAAAGAAUUCAUUAAAGCACAAUUAUAUGAUACAACUUAUAAACCAUCAAUUCCUCCAAUAUAUAAUUGGCCUAAUUUGUAAUUUUGACUAUCAUCGUGUUAUAUACGAGGUUUUAAUAAAAUCUGAAUAGAUCGAUUGUUUGAUGAACGCGAUAUUUAUAUAAUGGUGUAUUUUUUUUUUUUAUUUGUCAUGAUAUUGUAAGAAUCUGUUGAGCAGGUUCGAAUAAUAACUAUUAUAUGUAUAUGUAUGAGCUAUGUAUGAAUGUG
Messenger RNA from Apis laboriosa (Himalayan honeybee), 2273 nucleotides. It is a transcript of the gene Men, whose product is annotated as NADP-dependent malic enzyme. The coding region runs from base 139 to 2088 and encodes 649 amino acids. Gene Ontology annotation, biological process: malate metabolic process; pyruvate metabolic process. The record is from RefSeq and is a predicted model, not a curated record. NCBI's taxonomy places the organism in Eukaryota, Metazoa, Arthropoda, Insecta, Hymenoptera, Apidae. The transcript has 10 exons. Gene Ontology annotation, cellular component: mitochondrion. Gene Ontology annotation, molecular function: malate dehydrogenase (decarboxylating) (NAD+) activity; malate dehydrogenase (decarboxylating) (NADP+) activity; NAD binding.